Messenger RNA from Monodelphis domestica (gray short-tailed opossum), 5297 nucleotides. It is a transcript of the gene ELF2, whose product is annotated as E74 like ETS transcription factor 2. Gene Ontology annotation, cellular component: nucleus. Gene Ontology annotation, molecular function: sequence-specific DNA binding; DNA-binding transcription factor activity, RNA polymerase II-specific. The record is from RefSeq and is a predicted model, not a curated record. Gene Ontology annotation, biological process: cell differentiation; regulation of transcription by RNA polymerase II. NCBI's taxonomy places the organism in Eukaryota, Metazoa, Chordata, Mammalia, Didelphimorphia, Didelphidae.
ACUCAUUUUGUUAGGAUCUUAUGUUAUACUGGAGUAAAAUAUGCUCCCAGGUUGAAUAUCAAACAAGCUGAAAAGCAAUUUCUGUUUGAUUGAAAAACAAUAAAAUCUCUGAAGAAUUUAGGUCUUUGCUGAGCAAACAUUUAAAUUUUCAGGAGAAGUUGCUAGGUUAAAUGGACAGACUUGAGAAAGCAUUUAGAAACAGUUUGAUUCAUUGUAACAGAUCAACAAGAUACUGUUACUGUGGGUUAUCUACUGGGACAUGAAAAUAGCUUCGAUGUGGAAAACUUUAUAAUAAAGCAAGUGUAUUGACAAAAAUGGAAGUUUACUUAAAUAUAGUAAUUAAAAAUGAAAAUUAAAGCAUUGGGGAAACUUUUAAAGGAUUUCCCAAGGCAAUUAACUUUGCUUUUGCGUAUAGAAUCAUAACAUUUUGGAGCUGGAAAGACCUUAGAGAUAAUUUGGUAUUCAAUCACUUUACUUUAAAAGUUGUUACCAAAAAGAUGUAAUUAUAAGGAAGUAUGUGGAGAUUUAUUUUACAUAGACUUUCAGUGUACAAGUAAAAGAUCAUAUCCAAAUCAUUUUUCUGGUCACUUCUCUCUGACAGUCAUAGAAUCAAUCAUAUUAUCUCUCUGACAGUCCUCAUAGAAGUGAAGGUUUAGUGGAUUAUCUUUAAACCUUUAUUAAGGGCAUAAUUUCCUGUAGGUCUGUGCUAAGCCCUAUGGAGUGAUUAAGGCCCAGUCACCCAGCUACCCUAAAAUAGAGGGACUGGCUGAUUUCACUGCUUAAAGCUUUCUAUACAGAAUUUAUAUAGCAAGAAACAAAUGACUGACAAAUUACAAAUGGUAAGGACCAAUCUCAAAUUGACAUGUUCCUAUGUCAACAGGUCUUUCUAUUUCAGCUUACUUAAGUUGAGUUGCCAACCUGAGAACUAAUGUAGCAAACUACAUGAAAGAAAUUGUAAAUUAUCUAAACUCAGAAAGUAUUGAUUGGUAUUUGCCCUCCCUUUCCCCUGCAGUUUAAAUGGAUAAAAUUAGCAAUUGUUUCCUUUUGUCAACGAGUGCUUUUUAAUAUUGCUUAAACAAAAAUGAAAAUAAGAUUUUAAGUACAGUUUUUGUUCCAGAUUUGGCAGAUGUACCUAGACCAAGCAGAAACAGUUUUGGGUAUGGCAUAUCUAUAGCAAAUAUAAGUGCUUUUAAAAGCUGGGGGAGCAAUUCUAUAAAGGUAUGUUAAGAGGAAUAAGGGAUGGAAAUGCAGUCUAACCCCGCAAAGACUUGAGGUCUAUAUCUCCAAAGGCAUUUGAAAUCCACAUGAUACAGUGAAAUCUAUCACAAAUUAGCAUUGUACUAGGUAACAUGAUUGAAUUUAAGUUUUUGUAGGCUGUAUGUGAAGAGUCAGUUUGGCUAUAUUCUUCAUUCAAAAACAAUCUUAAAAAAAAACCCAACUUUAAUCAUAUUAAACUGAUAUUGGCAGAUCUCUAUUUGUGGUCAGGCAGUUUUCCCCAUUCACUUCGGGGAUUUUUAAGGAAAAGGCUUUUGUAAACUUUAAAAGCUCUUAUAAACAAAUGUCCACGAUUAGUGUCAUUUUCAGAGCUGAGUUUGGUGUAGACAUAACUAAUGAAUAGUUAAUAUUUUUCUGCUUUAAAUUGUCUUGGUUCCCUGAUUUUAUACAUUUAUUUAGUAGCAUCUAAUUGUGUGCUUAUUUAGUAUUUGUUAGUACUUUAAUAGGGAUCUUUUGUCUUUAUUGAAGGUUAAAAGAGUGCAAGUGCGUCAUCAUUCACAGAUUUGUAUCUAAGCCAGUUAUUAAUUAGGAGGGGCAUACGUUUUAUGACAGAUUUACGAAUGGCUUCACGUAUGACGGAUUGGUCAGUUUUGUUGAGGAGUGUUUGCUGAAAACAAAGGCACUUUUUUCCUUCCUCGAAAAGUUACGGGCGCCUAAUUUCUUGUGCUCAUGCUCAUGGGUUACUAUUUCUAACUGCUACCUCCAUCACCAGAAGGAGGGACAGAACCGCAACCAGCCAGCUUGGCGGUGGCCAAAACAAGGUAAAGUAGGCAUAGCCACAUUCAGGCUGCCCAAACAGCACGAGAAUCUCUUCCUAGAAAGAAUAUGCUCCCUAUCUGUGCUGUGUCCCGGGCAGUUAGAGACAGUUCUCUCUGCCUUCUCCGUCCGGGGCAGCCCCUUAACUGUCCCAGGCCCGGGAGAGAUUCCUUAGCCUCAGGUGUCAGAGUCUCCUCCCCCGGCUGCGGGUGGCAGAGCGGCCGUGCGCGAAUGUCGGGGACUUCCUGUCUGGGCUGCAGGGCGGAAGGAUCGCGUUGCUAGUCGAGCCGCCGCUGCAGCCCCUACCGUUAGGUGCUGGGCUUCUCGCCGGGCGGACGCCUGGGAGCUGGGCCGGUUCCGCGGCUUCCUGUCGGGAGGACGCGCAAGGAUCCUUCUGUGUGUGUAUGUGUGUGUGUGUGUGUGCAAGUGUGUGUGUGUGCGUGUGCGCCUCUGACUGCUGGUUCCGCCUCCUCCCCCGCCGCCGCCGCUGCUCCUAGCGUUAAGUCAAUGUGAAGCAGCAGCAGCAGCUCCAGCCCCGGGAUAAACAUGGCGACUUCUCUGCAUGAGGGGCCCACCAACCAGCUGGAUCUGCUCAUCCGGGCCGUUGAAGCAUCCGUUCAUAGUAGUAAUGUACACUGCACGGAUAAGACAAUUGAAGCUGCUGAAGCCUUGCUUCAUAUGGAGUCUCCAACCUGCUUGAGGGAUGCUACAAGUCCUGUGGAAGUCUUUGUUCCUCCUUGUGUGUCUACUCCAGAGUUUAUCCAUGCUGCUAUGAGACCAGAUGUUAUCACAGAGACUGUAGUUGAAGUGUCAACUGAGGAGUCAGAACCUAUGGAUACCUCUCCUGUUCCAACCUCACCAGAUAUCCAUGAGCCAAUGAAAAAGAAGAAAGUUGGCCGUAAACCAAAGACCCAACAACCAGCCAUUUCCAAUGGGUCCCCUGAGUUAGGCAUCAAGAAAAAACCCAGAGAAGGCAAAGGUAACACAACAUAUUUGUGGGAGUUCCUUUUAGAUCUCCUUCAGGACAAAAAUACCUGUCCUCGAUAUAUUAAGUGGACGCAGAGAGAAAAGGGGAUAUUCAAACUUGUGGAUUCCAAAGCUGUAUCCAAGCUCUGGGGAAAGCACAAGAACAAACCGGACAUGAACUAUGAAACUAUGGGAAGGGCCUUGAGAUACUACUACCAAAGGGGGAUUCUUGCAAAGGUAGAAGGGCAGAGGCUUGUAUAUCAGUUCAAAGAGAUGCCAAAAAACAUUGUUGUCAUAGAUGAUGACAAAAAUGAUACUUGUAAUGAAGAUUUAUCAGCAACUAGUGAUGAAAAAUCAUUGGAACGAGUUUCAUUAACUGCCGAAAACCUCCUGAAAGCAGCAGCUUCUGUACGUGGAAAGAACUCAUCUCCUUUAAACUGUACCAGGGCUGAGAAAGCUGUAGCCAGAGUUGUGAACAUCACAUCCUCUGGGCAUGAGGCUUCCUCAAGAUCUCCUUCUACCACCACUUCUGUUUCAGCAUCAGCUGCCCCAAGAACAGUCCGUGUGGCAAUGCAAGUGCCUGUUGUCAUGACCUCUUUGGGACAGAAAAUUUCAACUGUGGCAGUUCAGUCGGUCAAUGCAGGCUCAUCAUUAAUAACCAGCACCAGCCCCACAACAGCAACCACUCCAAAGGUUGUAAUUCAGACAAUCCCUACAGUGAUGCCAGCGUCUACUGAAAAUGGAGACAAAAUCACCAUGCAGCCUGCCAAAAUCAUCACUAUCCCAGCCACCCAACUUGCACAGUGCCAGUUGCAGACAAAAUCAAGUCUGACUGGAUCAGGAAGCAUCAAUAUAGUUGGGACCCCGUUGGCCGUGAGAGCACUCACCCCCGUGUCCAUAGCCCAUGGGACCCCCGUAAUGAGACUCUCAGUGCCUGCGCAGCAGGCAUCUGGCCACACUCCCCCCCGAGUCAUCAGUGCUGUGAUCAAAGGGCCAGAGGGGAAGCCUGACACCAUGGUGGUAAAGCAGGAGCCUGAGGUGAAGACUCUGCAGCUGGUCCAGGAGGAAAAGCCUGCAGAUGGAAGCAAAGCGGUGACCCACGUGGUGGUAGUCAGCGCUCCUUCCACCAUUGCUCUUCCACUCACGGUGAAACCAGAAGGCACCGUGACCUGUGAGAAGUGAGGCAACUCCCAGGCUACAGCCAGCACCCAGCUGGCCUGCCCAAGACACGGACUGACACGGAAACACUGAUGGGAUGUCAUCAAGAACAUUUGGAAAGACUUGAAAACUUUUUUAAUGCAUAUAAGAAAGCAAUCAGAGACAUACUGGAAAUAAAUUACCUUUAUCCCAUGUUUAAGUGGGAAAUGAACUACACAUUGAGAUGCUGACAGAAAACUGCCUCUUACAAUAAGAAAAUGUUAACAUAUAAAUAUGAAAAAGGAUUGAAAAAGGGACCAAGCUGUUCACUACAUUAUCAAGUUACACUAAGACUUGGAACACUAAAAUAAUUCUGUAAGAGGUGAUCUUUUAGGAUAGGGGAGGGGGGAUAGGAAGGAUGGUCUCAUUGUUACAAAUAGCAAAUUUUGAUGCAUUUUUUUUAUGCAUACCAGCAAUUAUUACUGUGUGAACACAGUACUCACUUAACUGGUGCUAUGUGAAGACUCUGCUAAUAUAGGUUUUUUAGAAUGUGAACUGAAGAACGGAUCCAAAAGCUUCUGAAAGAGGACAACGGAGAAAAGAGACCUAGUGGAAUUUUUGUAUCAUAUAGCUUAAGCUGAUUUAAAACAAAAGCCUUAGACUGAUUUUCAGUUUUUCUUUCUUGAAAUAAGCUAAUGGCUUGUUUGUGUAAAGCUUUUUUUAUUAAAAGAAAAAUUUUAAAAAUCUUGUACCUAGCACAGUAUUGUUAUAGAAUUUACAUGUAACAUAUUUUGUAUGGUAGUUGAAGUCUGUCGCUUUCUUAAUUGUGGACAUAGUAGCAGCUGGCUUUUGGCCUUUGCUGACACAUGCCUGUGCCGCUCCCCCAGCCUUGGCAUAUGUGCGUACACUUCAGUCUCAGCUCUACUCUUUCACUAGAAAGUUCACGCUCGGCAUGAAUUUUUGUCAGGUAGUUUUAAACCUGUAUUUCUUUCUUUUCUUUUCUUUUUUUUUUCAGUUCAACUUAAAGGAGGGAAAGUACCAGUGUUCAGAAUUGAACUAUAAUAGUUUGUAUAUUCAACAUUUGAAGUAUAUUAUAUUUUGUUGUACUCUUGUUUCAAAGUGUAUUCACAUAGGUUUUACUGAAAAUAUAGAAAUGAAAUUUA